Dothidotthia symphoricarpi CBS 119687 is the source of this 2522-nucleotide messenger RNA. RefSeq names its product DUF590-domain-containing protein. Gene Ontology annotation, cellular component: cortical endoplasmic reticulum. Gene Ontology annotation, molecular function: chloride channel activity. The record is from RefSeq and is a predicted model, not a curated record. The transcript has 5 exons. The coding region runs from base 19 to 2325 and encodes 768 amino acids. Gene Ontology annotation, biological process: chloride transmembrane transport. Lineage: Eukaryota; Fungi; Ascomycota; Dothideomycetes; Pleosporales; Dothidotthiaceae.
AGCUUCCCAAUACCUGGAAUGUGUGCUCAUGUGGAGGGGGACACAUCUCCUACAAUCCCUUUCUUUACCUCUAUUUCCUGGAAGAUAUAUCGCCUCAAAUUCGCCCUGCUCGACAGCGCGAGCUCAUCGUCCGCCAUGACGAAAUCUCAAGCCCUCCAAUCCAAUCUGGAUGUCGACUAUGUGAUUACCUAUCGGUUUGCAAAGACGGACAAGCGUACUGCCAUCGCCCAAUUCGAAAAGCUAUGUGAAGCCAUUGCGAAUGUCGGUCUGCAGACGGAGGUCCGCAACGGAGACAAUCAUUCCGUCCUCCUCUUUGUAAGGGUUGCUUCUGACGAGCACCUGUUCGGCGAAGUGUACAGAUCGAGAGUCCGCGACUGGAUCCAUGGCGUUCGCGCUACUGCUCCUCCCAAAGAGACACGCGAAGCUGUACACGCAGAGCCCCUCUACGAAGCCGAGAGGCUACGAAUCAUAUACCAGCUCAUUACGAACCCUGUGUCUGAGGGCGGAGCUGGCAUCACACCAAAGGAAGGAGAAUGGAAAGGCGUCGAAUCCAUCUUUGCUCUGCAUGACCAUGUGUACAACAAGGAUUGGAUCAAGAAGUGGACGUCGUCCUACUUUCUUAAGACGGAGGACUUGGAUGACAUUCGAAACCGCCUGGGCGAGAAGAUUGCCUUCUACUUCGCCUUUACGCAGUCCUACUUCACCUUUCUCAUGUUCCCUGCCGCCUUCGGCGCCUUCGCAUGGCUUUUCCUCGGCCAUUUCUCACCCAUCUACGGCCUAGCGAGUGCGGUGUGGUGCACUGUCUUCACUGAGUGGUGGAAACAUCAAGAAAUUGACCUUGGCGUUCGAUGGGGCGUCAAGGGUGUCUCUAAGAUUGACAACAGAAGAAGAGAGUUUAAGCACGAAAAGACAAUCACAGACCCAAUCACUGGAGAAGAUGUCAAGUUCUUCUCUGCGACAAAACGACUACAAAGGCAAUUACUGGUGGUGCCAUUUGCACUCUCUGCGAUAGUCAUGCUUGGGACUGUCAUCGCAACCUGCUUCGGUAUCGAAGUAUUCAUCUCGGAGGUCUACAACGGGCCCCUGAAGAGCGUUCUGGUCUUCAUUCCUACUGGUAUCCUCACAACCGUGAACCCUGUAUUGCUCACGAUUCUUACUUCACUCGCAACCCGACUUACAGAAUUCGAAAACCACGAGACUGUAAGCUCGUACCAAACUGCGCUGACCCAGAAGAUCUUUGUCAUGAACUUCAUCACGUCUUACCUUGGCAUCUUUUUGACGGCCUUUGUCUACGUUCCUUUCGGCACUGUGAUAGUGCCAUACCUUGACGUCUUCAACGUGGCUGUACGACCAUUUGUGGAAGACGAGAAGCAACUUCAUGUUUCCACGAACCAAACUUGGGGAAUCAACCCAGACCGUCUCCGCAAGCAGGUCAUUUACUUUACGGUCACUGCUCAAGUCGUCAACCUUGGCUUGGAACUCAUCGUCCCAUAUCUUAAGCGUCGGGGUUUUGCAAAGCUCAAGGAGUAUCAAUCAGAGAAGGCUGCGAAGAACGGCGGAACAUCCCUUUCCCCCGCAGCAACCGACCCGCCGGAGGAGGCCGAGUUUCUCGAACGAGUGAGGAAAGAAGCUGAACUGGACGUCUACGAUGUCAACGCCGAUCUCCGAGAAAUGGUCGUCCAGUUCGGAUAUCUUUCUCUUUUCUCUGUCGUUUGGCCCCUGACGGCUGUAUCUUUCCUUAUCAACGACUGGAUCGAGCUCCGCGCGGAUGCAAUGAAGAUUUGCGUGGAAAUGCAACGUCCCACUCCCUGGCGCGCGGACACCAUCGGUCCCUGGCUAGACUCUCUUUCUUUCCUCAGCUGGCUUGGCAGCCUGACUACCGCGGCCCUCGUCUUCAUGUUCCGCAAUGAUGGUGCAGGCCCUGAUGGCAAACCCUCCAACAUCACGCUCUGGGCUCUGCUCCUCGCGGUCUUCUUCUCCGAACACAUUUUCAUUCUCUUCCGUUAUGCAGUUUGCAUUGCUAUCUCGAAGCUUGACUCUCCUGGGCUACAGAAAGAGCGCCGCGAACGUUAUCUCAUCCGCAAGCAGUACUUUGAAGAAAACCUGAGUGCCCUCAAGACACUUCCUACAUUGAGCGGGUCAGGAGGCGAGAUUACAAGGCACUCGCUUGAAGAGGACGCCCGACAGAGCAGUCUGAGGGAGACUACGCCUGAGACGAGAUUCUGGGGAAGACAGAGAGGAUGGGGAGAGAGUGCAAUGGUUGCUCGGAGCUUGAUUGAGCAGACGGAGGUUGACACGAGCCCGGCGAUGAAGAAGGAGUUGUGAAGGGUAUGAGUGCCGAGUAUAAAGACGUGAUAUGAAGAUUGGGCUGUUGAGUCGAGACAAAAUUGGUACUGGGGGCAUGGUAGUCUUGUGAGCGAAAACAUGGUCAUUGAAGCAUUACCAGCCGGGUGUACUUGGUAGUUCAUGUAGCAUUCCUGUUUAUAACAAACGAGGUAUGGAUAUGCAGAUGGCGUUUUUUU